UAACUAGGUCAAGCUCAGCGUGACUUCUAGUCUAUGCCCAAUGCGCCGACGACGGUUAAGGCAAAGGUGUAGCUGAUUUGACAUGUAAUAGCAGAAAUCUCGACGGAAAAUAUCGCUGUUUAUUUGAGUGCCUGAACGUGCUAGACCGGAAACACGCGGAAAUCCACAAAAGGCAGCAAUUUCAUAGAUAAAGGGGAUGAAUUCCCGUACAGACAACUCGGGAACAAGCCCGCCGCUCUAUUUGGUGACGCCAGUCAUAGAUAGUAGGCCGAUGAAACUUCUCACGGGAUUUGAUGUCUUCCUCAAACUGGAAAAUCUUCAACCCCCGGGGUCCUUCAAGUGCAGGGGGAUAAGUCAUCAGUGUAAAAAGGCAAAAGAAAGAGGUUGCAAGACGAUAGUAUGUGCUUCCGGCGGAAAUGCUGGUCUAGCAGCGGCAUAUUCUGCGCAGGCGCUGAAGAUACCCGCACGAAUCGUACUUCCUAAAAGUACCCCGAAUUUUGUAGCGGACAAGCUUCGGACUUAUUAUGGUGCUGAAGUUGAAAUCCAUGGAGAAGUGUGGGACGAAGCCAACUCGUAUGCACUCAAACUCUGCGAGCAACCAGGUUUUGUAUAUGUCCAUCCAUUUGACAACAAAGACGUAUGGGAAGGUCAUACAAGUAUGAUAAAGGAAUCAGCAGAGCAGCUCUCACGACGGCCGGAUGUGGUCAUUCUGUGUGGGGGUGGUGGUUUGUUGUGUGGGGUGGCCCAGGGGAUGAACGAGGUGGGGUGGGGCGAGGUACCCUUACUCUGUAUGGAAACGAUCGGUGUAGACAGUUUUAACCAGAGCGUCAAGGCAGGGCACCUAGUCACCCUUUCCACCAUUACAAGUGUGGCACUCUGUCUGGCCGCCAAGACACCGUGUGAGAGGAGUCUUCAGUAUUCCCAGGAACGACCCCUCAUCUCGGAAGUUGUAGAGGACCGGGAUGCUAUCAGCGCAUGUCUGAGAUUCGCAGACGAUCACCGAAUGAUGGUAGAACCUGCGUGUGGCGCAGCAUUGGCAGCCAUUUACAGUAACGUUAUCCCCAAACUGCAGGGGGAGGGCAGGUUGGGAGAGGUCAAGUCAGCGCUGGUCAUCGUGUGCGGAGGGUCAUCGGUCAGCGGGGAACUGCUACAGAAGUGGAAGAAAGACUUCUGUUUGUAACUCAAAUUGUACAGCCGAAAUUUUUGACACAUGCAUUAAAAGAGCACAGGAGCCUUGUGAAUAUUGCAAAGCAAAAUGCCGGUGUAUUGAUGACCAGUGCUAUUAUAUGAAUUUGUAUGAUGUAUGAAUAAAAUAUUUGAAA
This is a messenger RNA of Liolophura sinensis, 1322 nucleotides long. RefSeq names its product serine dehydratase-like. Gene Ontology annotation, biological process: L-threonine catabolic process; L-serine catabolic process. The record is from RefSeq and is a predicted model, not a curated record. Gene Ontology annotation, molecular function: threonine deaminase activity; L-serine ammonia-lyase activity. NCBI's taxonomy places the organism in Eukaryota, Metazoa, Mollusca, Polyplacophora, Chitonida, Chitonidae.